CCUCAGCUCAUCUGCAAAUGGGAUGAGCGCUGCUUAACCGGGUUUAGUGUGACGUAGAGGAACUUGAUGCUACAGUCACACAGAUCUUCAGCCGGCCACACCCUUUUGAAGGUAAGGGAAGCAUCUUUGUAACAACCUCGAAGCCCCCCAAAAGGUCUAUUUGGGUGAAUUUAGGUGAAAUUCUAGAGGCAUAGGCCUCUAGUUUCCAACACUAUGGACGUUUUUGAAUUGUGGAUGAUCAGAAUGGGUAUGAAGAGGGAAAUGUGGAUCUGCUUAAUGAGGGAUUACUGAACUAAGCUUCUGGACUGCAAAACUUUCUGUUUAAGGUCUUCGGUAUUUCGACAAAGCUAAGAAAACAAAACAACAAAUCAUAAAAUAACAGGACAUUGCAUCACCUAAAACAUAUUGAAAGAAUAAAAACAUGGCAUUGAUGCCUGUAAAAUUUGACUUGGCCAAGCGAGUUAAGCUGGCCCAGGGACUGUGGCUCUUGUACUGGCUUUGUGUUAUGGCCGGGAUCCUCGUCUUUAGCAUGGGCAUCUUCUUUAAGAUUGAGCUACGCAAGAGAAGCGAGAUGAUGGAUAACAACGAGAGCCAUUUUGUGCCCAACCUGCUUAUCCUGGUGGGACUGGCGGCCUGUGGUAUCAAUGCUUUUGGGGGCAAAGUGUGCCACGACUCCCUUGACACAGCCAAGUUUACCAAGUGGAAACCCAUGUUGAAGUCCUACAUGGUUGGAUGUGUGGUUUUCUCCAUCGCCCUCUUCGUCACGGCCCUGCUGUGUUUUCUGAUGCAGAUCUCUCUGCACUUUGCUCUGACCGACGGCCUGAAGAACGGAAUGAAGUACUACAAAGAUACGGACACGCCGGGACGAUGCUUCAUGAAGAGAACCCUGGACAUGACCCAGAUCGAGUUUCGCUGCUGUGGAAACAACAACUACAAGGACUGGUUUGAGAUCCAGUGGAUUAGCAACCGCUACCUGGACUUUGGCAAUGAGGACGUUAAAGCUCGUAUCCAAAGCAAUGUGGAAGGCAAGUAUCUGAUGGAAAGCGUCCCAUUCAGCUGCUGCAAUCCUGGGUCUCCUCGCCCCUGCAUCCAACAUCACCUGACCAACAACUCAGCUCACUACAGCUAUGACCACCACACUGAGGAUCUGAACAUCUGGACCAGAGGAUGCCGUGAAGCGCUGGUGUCCUACUACGGGGGCAUGAUGAACAGUAUCGGUGCUUUCGUACUGCUGUUCAUUAUCAUGCAGGGAUCUGCGACUGUUGGACUCCAGUAUCUGACCAGCUCCCUGGAAACCCUGACAGAUCCAGAGAAUCCAGAGAGCGAAAGCGAGGGCUGGCUUUUAGAGAAGAGCGUGACUGAGACGCUUUCUAGCAUCAUGGCAAAGAUCAAGACGCUGGGUAAAGGAAGCCAAGUACAGGAGGGAGAUGCACAACCCACUGCAGCAAGCUGAGAAAGCCCCGCCCAUCCCCACCCAUUGGGACUGAGGCAUACAUAUUUUGAGGGAAGGAAAGCAUGAAAGAUGUAAAUAAGAAUAAGGAUAUACACACUCUACAUCCAAAAAUUUUCAAUUGUGAAAAAAUGUUCACACUACCAUGUAAAUAUAAAGCUUAUUUUUUAUCUUAUAUUUUAAGAAAAUAUAUCUGUAAACAUGUGAAAUGUUAGUCAAUUUUAGCAAUAUCUGAUAAUACGGCCAACAGUGACCUGUUGCAUGAAGUGGCGGAACAAACUCAACAAAGUUUUAGGUUGAAAAUCCAACUCAGGUUAAUUUACAGUUAAAUUGUUUUUUUUUAAAGAUUAUGCAAUCACGAAAAUUACCUUUCAUGCAGUGUGUCAUGUGGUUGUAAGUGAAUGUAAACAGUCUGAAAAUCUGCAAAGCUGAAAGUGAACGUAACUCAAGUUAUUGGCUUUGAAAAGAAAGAGUCGACUCAGAGUUGCUGGAACGAGUUGUCCAGAGUUUCGAAUCUCUUACCGUAAAGUUGCUACGUCACAUCUUGCAAUACCCGCCUAUGUUCUACGUAGUCUAUACCAUGAAUACACGAAACCCUGUCAUGUCGAGAAGACACUAUGCUCUCUCUCUCUUUCUCUUUCUCUUUGCGCUGUGAAAGCGAAUUUGGGGUUAAUUAAAGUGGGUUAAUGCCUAAUUUAUUUGGACCAGAUUGCUUCUCUGAAUCAUAACCUGUAAGAACAAUUAAUAAUUGUUGCUUUUAGGUUCUGUUGAGCGUGCUAAAUAUGAAGUUGUGUUUUGUGCACUCAAACUAACCGUCUAACUCAGCCUCAAGCUAAGCGGCUAACUAACGUUUAUAGCUCUGCUAAUCUGCUAUCAGCCCGCUAUUGCCUACAAACGUAUUGAUUAAUAUAGAAUGUCUGGCAUUUUUAUUACUUGGAGUCACAAAGAAAGAUACGUUGGUUUACAAACUGCAGUGCUUCAUCAGUAGGCCUACUCUGUUUCUGUUCGGCUAACGCAUAUAACGUUAUUGUUUGGGUGUUUACUACCAAGCCCUGGGCCUGUUUUGCUAACUUAAGCAAUUUUUUCCUUUUGAGGUUUGGUAAUGCAACACAUUC
This is a messenger RNA of Misgurnus anguillicaudatus (oriental weatherfish), 2565 nucleotides long. It is a transcript of the gene prph2b, whose product is annotated as peripherin 2b (retinal degeneration, slow). Lineage: Eukaryota; Metazoa; Chordata; Actinopteri; Cypriniformes; Cobitidae. The record is from RefSeq and is a predicted model, not a curated record. Gene Ontology annotation, cellular component: plasma membrane. Gene Ontology annotation, biological process: visual perception.